CGAGGGUGAAAAAAAAACAACAGCCAGAAAAAAAAAACCGUCCUCGUGCUGCGUCACGUGACCGAAUGGGCGUUAUUUAAGCUGCUGGCGCGGGAGCCACAGACAAGAGAAUCAGCUCGUACAGGAAGUGAAUCGAUUCGGAUCGGCGGUGUUUUGAUAACAAACAUGAGUGCGAGUGGAAAACUAAGACCCAGCCAGCAGAAGUCCAACGAGAACAUAACGAGUUUUUUCACACCCUCCCAUAAGGCAAUGGGACCCACCAGACAAUCCCUGCAGGUCCUUCAGCCCUCAGCUGUCAACAAAGAUCUUGGGCGGUCAGCUCAGGCAGGAAAGAUCAUUCCCAAAAGGAAACACUGGAGCGCAGAACAAACCCGAGGUCCAAAGAGGGUGAAGGUAGAAGUCAAAUCCACACAAACAGAGGAAACUCGGUGUUUGACUGAUGGCACGUCCACUGAAGCAUAUGAACUUAUGGUCAAAGAGACUCCUCCCUCCACCUACUGGAAAGAGAUAGCCGAUGAGCGACGGAAGGCCUUGUACAAUGUUCUACAGGAGAACGAGAAGUUGCACAAAGACAUCGAGACCAGAGAUGUUCAGAUAACACAACUGAAGAGUGAGAAUGAAGAGCUGCAAGAGCUGGCACAACACGUCCAGUACAUGGCUGAUAUGAUCGAGAGGUUGACGGGAAAGUGCCCAGAUAAUCUAGAGGAACUGAAGGACAUUGCUCUUGACGUGGCUGAGGAGGAUGAUGAUGAUGAAGACGACAGUGACGAUGCCGACGAGAGUGAGGAUGAAUAUUCAGAUUACAGCGACGAGGAAGAAGACACGUCAGUGGAGCAGAAUUAACUGACGCACCUCAUGCUCUUGGACUUUGUCUUAAUACAUCAUCCGAUUUUGGCCAGAGUGACAUCAAUUUGAAGAUGUUUGCUUUUCAGUGUAAUUUAUGUUCAGGCUGCAUCGUUCUCGAAAUGCAUCAUUUUAAAUCGAAGGCUUUACGAUUUUUAGGUUAAAUUUGUACAAUUCUUGGCCAAGAAGUGUUAACUUAGCCAGUAUAGAACUUAUUUUUUUUAAUUUUUUUUUUUAAAUGGAAGACAUGAUGACAAGUCAGUAGUAAAGCACAGGCUACAGUCUUUCAGUUAAUUUAGUUUAAUGUGACCGUUUCUAUCUCAACAAAGGGGAUCCUCACUAUUCUGUAGCACACCAAAUUUCUUGUGUUCCUUUGUCUCCUGGUGUGGAAGGUUUGCCCUGUUGAAGGUCAGCAACCUGUAGAUGGCAAAAUCACAAUGAAACAGUAAUGCCUGUGCUUUUCUUACUGAUGUCUACUGUGAAAAGAUUUAUUUAAGAACAGUCAUGCUACACUCACUGGUAGAUGUGGCUUACUUUAAGCAUGGCUUUAAGUGUUUUGGUUUACGCUGUAAAAAAUUUUUGCAAUGUUAUGGUACAGCUGUGUACAUAAAGCUUGUGUAGAAUAAACACUUUUUUAAAAAAAAA
Messenger RNA from Hippoglossus stenolepis (Pacific halibut), 1488 nucleotides. RefSeq names its product geminin DNA replication inhibitor (gene gmnn). The transcript has 7 exons. Gene Ontology annotation, biological process: negative regulation of cell cycle; negative regulation of DNA replication. Gene Ontology annotation, cellular component: nucleus. The coding region runs from base 166 to 843 and encodes 225 amino acids. The record is from RefSeq and is a predicted model, not a curated record. NCBI's taxonomy places the organism in Eukaryota, Metazoa, Chordata, Actinopteri, Pleuronectiformes, Pleuronectidae.